Molecule: messenger RNA, 2717 nt
Organism: Dermatophagoides farinae (American house dust mite)
Lineage: Eukaryota; Metazoa; Arthropoda; Arachnida; Sarcoptiformes; Pyroglyphidae
Gene: Xxylt
Product: Xyloside xylosyltransferase
Biological process (GO): protein O-linked glycosylation via N-acetylgalactosamine
Cellular component (GO): endoplasmic reticulum membrane
Molecular function (GO): xylosyl alpha-1,3-xylosyltransferase activity
Source: RefSeq, a predicted model, not a curated record
CAACAACAGCAACAGCAACAAAAAGAAGUCAGUCCACAUAUAUUACAAAUUGAAAAACUAAAGAAAAAAGUCUGAAAACCAGCCGCCAGUCGUGUGUUUGUUGGUGUAUGGUUCGUCUUUCUUGUUGAACCAUGUUUCAAGUUUAAAGAUAUUUGCCUCGUGCCAAUGGUGGUGGUUCGUCGUCUUCUUCCCCAGCCAUCAACCUUAGUCAGUCAGUCAGUCAGUCAGUACGAUCCGUUGUGUUUAGAUCGACCAAUCAUCUUAAUUGAAUGAAGAUUUUUUUUGUUUGUUUCGUGUGUUUUUUUGUUGUUGUUAGGUUCCAAAAUCUCUAGAUUGGCUAAAUAGAAAAUCGGGCAUCUGUCAUUUAUUUAUAUGAAUAUUUUUCGGGUAUAAAAAUGAAUCCCGAGCAAACAAAAAUUCGACCUGAUAACCUGAAACAGACGACAACUGCGACCGACCGACCGACAGACCGAAAUUGAAUCAAAUUGAUAUUAAAAGUCAACUAUUUUUUUCUGGUUCCCCAUCAAAAUGAUAUAACCUUCAUAUAUUGUGUUUGUGUGUGUGUGUGUGUUUGUUCUAUAUAUGAGCCCAUGGCCCUAGGGACCAAAACGACAAAAAAAACGUGCAUGGUUUUUGACACAUGCCGACUUUUAUUUUCACACACGCACACGCAACAUACAAUAACGACAAUAACAACAACAACAUACAUAUUUGUGUUCACGUGACCUCGUCGGGCACUUGAUUGCUUUUUAUGAUUAUUGCAUUUUGCAUGUGGAUCAAUGUUGGUUGUUGUUUCAUUUUAUCGGAUACAAGUGCGGCUAAUAUUAAUUAUUAUAUAUCAGAAAAGAGAAAAAACUUUGGUUCGACCCACUUGAUUUGACAAUUUCAAUUGUGUGUGCGCGUUUGGAAACAACAAAACAGACAAACAAAAACAAUAUUCAGCUAGUCAUCGGUGAAAUGAACGACGACCGAGCUGAAAGAUGAUAUAAAAGCUGUUUGAAAUUUUCGGAAAAAUUUUCAAAAUUUUCUCCACAAUAACAACGGAUAUGAUGAGGCCGUUUAGAUUUGGAAAUUUUGUUUUACCUUGCCAACAAUCAUCAAAUAAUGCUGUCGAUGGUGAUUCAACGAUGGCUUCGAAUAUUUUCAAUUAUAAACAAAUUUUAAUUACAACAGCAAGACUUUUUAUUGCCAUUUGUUUUGUGUUGUGUUUAUAUUUUUUAAUUGUUUGUAUUCAAACACAUCACGAACACAAUGAUCAUCAUCAUUUCAAGGAAAAAUUUUCAUUAAAUAAUUUCCAAUAUAAUCCAAAUGAACCAGACAGAUUGAUGAUGAAAAUGACUUCGAAUGAAUUGAAUCGAAGACAACCAAAAUCAAUAAAAUUAUCACGAAUGUUACAGGCAUAUCAAAAACAACAACAUGAUGACAAUUUUGACCCAGAAAAUGAUGGUCAAGAUGAUCAGGAAGAAAUUCAUUCAAAUAAGUUUACAACAACAACGUCACCAACAGUAUUUGAUAGCCACUAAAACAAAUGUUAUGGCCAAUGAUAAUCAUUAUAAUGAUGAUAAUAAUAAUUAUUCUGAUUGUGGUUAUCAUAUAGCAUUCAUAUUGAUUGAACGUGAUUUGUUUGCAACAAAAUCAAUGUUAAAAUUUAGCAAUACAUUGAAAUCAAUAUUGAUCAAUAUUAAUUCUACCGGUCUGGAUCCUGGUUCACUUUGUAUACAUCUUAUUACCAAUGACCAUAUACGGUCACAUCUUUUACAUACAAUCGAUAAUGUACAUGAAGAAUUAACACGUCAAUGGACAAAUGAACCAUAUCCAUGGCUAGAUAAUCAUCGAUCAUCAUUGAAUAAUCAUAAUGAACAUCGUCCAUUAACUAGAUAUUUUUUUAUUGAUUCAUCUACCAUUGAAUUACAACUAGAAUAUCUUUUGCCAACAUUACGAACAUUUUUUACACAUAAACCCACUUCUUAUUAUUCAAAUGCAUUGUUUUUUUAUUCAAUAAUUCUACAUCAAGUGAUUCCAUCGACAAUUGCUGAUCGUAUCAUUCUGUUGGAUAUUGAUGUACAAUUAGAUGGUAAUAUUCUGGAAUUAUUCGAAGAAUUUGGCCGUUUUAAACCAGAUGAAGUGAUUGGCAUUGCAUUAGAACAGCAACCAGUGUAUCGACAUAUUUUACAUGAAUAUCGUCGUUCAAAUAACAACACUAUUGUCGGUUCACCACCACCAAACGGAUUUCCCGGUUUUAAUUCCGGUAUCGUAUUACUACAUCUACGUAAAAUGCGUGAAUCAAAAUUAUACAAUUCACUGUUGAAUCAAGAUGUAAUAAAACAUAUCUGCCAAAAAUAUCAAUUUCGUGGACAUUUGGGUGAUCAAGAUUUCUAUACAGUAACAGCCAUUGAUCAUCGUCGAUUAUAUCAUACAUUGUCAUGUGGUUGGAAUCGUCAACUAUGUCAAUGGUGGCGUUUUCAUGGCUAUGGAAAAGUAUUCGAUGAUUAUCAUCGUUGUGAGCAGCCAAUUAUGCUUUAUCAUGGCAAUUGUAAUUCAGCAUUACCAACAUUAACCUAUUAUGGUGCAUAUCGUCGUCGUUAAGAUGAUAAUUGUUCAAUCUCAAUUUUUCAUUUUUUUUUCUCAUUCGUGACUUUUUGUUUUUGAUCUCACAAGUCACAAGAAUUGCGAUGAAUGAAUGUGAUAUUCUUAUUUACGUUUUUUACAUUUUUUUU